AUGGGCUCUAAGUCGAUAACGAUCCCUGCUCUGUCGAAGAUUAAGGUAACGACCGAUGAGGUCGACCUUGGUCAAGACAAUGCCGGGGAUUCUCAGUCCAGCGCUGUCUUGCUGCCCCAACUCCACACGAAGAUUCCCAACGUUGUCAACAGCAAGGGCAACUAUCUCUAUACCGAUGAUGGCUUGGAAAUACUGGAUGCCACAGGCGGUGCGGCUGUGGCUUGCAUUGGUCACAAUAACCCACGGGUCAAAGCAGCCAUUGUCGACCAGCUUGACAAAAUCGAAUACUGCUAUUCACAGUUCUUCACCACUCCGCCCGUGGAGAAGUUGUCGAGAUAUUUGACCGAGUCCACUGGUGGUCUUAUGUCCAGAGUCUUCAUCGUCAGCUCCGGAACUGAAGCGAUCGAAGCUGCAAUAAAGAUGGCACGACAGUACUUCACCGAGCUUCCAGAACCACAAUUGCAGCGGAUUCGGUUCAUUGCCCGGAAACAAUCAUAUCAUGGUAACACCAUGGGUGCCUUGGGUACGGGCUCCCAUGUCGCUCGCAGAGCCAUAUAUGAGCCCAUGCUUUCUCCCCAUGUCUCCCAUGUCUCGGCUUGUUACCCGUACCGAGGAAAGAAUGAUUCGGAAUCGGAUGCCAGCUAUGUGGCCCGGCUUGCACAAGAACUGGAAGACGAGUUCCAGCGGGUUGGCCCCGAUACCGUCUGCGCUUUCGUUGCCGAAACAGUUGCCGGUGCAACUCUGGGUGCUGUUCCCCCGGUCCCGGGGUACUUCGCAGCCAUGAAAGAAGUUUGCACUCGCCACGGGGCGCUGUUCAUCCUCGAUGAGGUCAUGUCAGGUAUGGGACGAACAGGUACUCUGCAUGCUUGGGAGCAGGAGGGAGUCACUCCCGAUCUCCAAACGGUCGCCAAGGGGUUGGGAGCCGGCUACAUGCCAAUAGGCGCCCUCCUCAUCGGCAAAAAGGUUGUCGAUGUUCUGGACCAUGGGUCUGGAGCUUUUGUACACAGCCAAACAUAUCAAGGGCAUGCCCUGGCCUGCGCUGCGGCGUAUGAAGUCCAAGCCAUAAUGCAAGAGGAGGACUUGCUGGCCAAUGUCCGUGAAAUGGGCGACUAUCUCGGCAUCUCUCUGCAGCAGCGUCUUGGUAGUCACCCCAAUGUAGGUGACAUCCGGGGUCGAGGACUAUUCUGGGCCUUGGAAUUUGUAAAGGACAAGGAGAAGAAGGAGCCAUUUCCCGCAAAGUCUCAAUUGGCUAAAAGACUACAGGCAACAGGAGUCCAGAAGGAGUUCUGCAUUUCUCUGAUUCCGGGAAAUGGCACUGCUGACGGAAAAGAUGGCGACCAUAUCAUCCUCGCUCCCGCCUACAACACCACGCGGGCCGAGAUCGAUACUAUUGUAGACAGGACGGAGAAAGUGAUCAAGGCGGUUCUGGGUUGA
Messenger RNA from Capronia coronata CBS 617.96, 1434 nucleotides. RefSeq lists its product as uncharacterized. Bases 1 to 1434 code for a protein of 477 amino acids. Gene Ontology annotation, cellular component: cytosol. The record is from RefSeq and is a predicted model, not a curated record. Gene Ontology annotation, molecular function: pyridoxal phosphate binding; transaminase activity. Lineage: Eukaryota; Fungi; Ascomycota; Eurotiomycetes; Chaetothyriales; Herpotrichiellaceae. The transcript has 4 exons.